This is a messenger RNA of Camellia sinensis, 1642 nucleotides long. Lineage: Eukaryota; Viridiplantae; Streptophyta; Magnoliopsida; Ericales; Theaceae. The record is from RefSeq and is a predicted model, not a curated record.
GAUCGAAAAAGAAAUUUCAAAAAACUGAAAAUUCAGCCGAAAUCAGAGGAUUGGUUUGGUGGGUCAAACCCAAUCCUCUACCUCCCUCCUUCCUUCCUUCCAUUUCUCUCUCUCUCUCUCUCCGCCGACUCUGAGUCCCCUCCUCCUCCAAGAUCAGAUCUGUUCAUCCUCCUCCAUCACAAGAAAAACCUCGCUUCUCAAUCUCCGCCAAUCCACAAUGAUUACAAUUCCAUACUUGACCGCCUUGACCACUCUCUUCAGCUACGGUCUCCUCUUUGCCUUCGGCCAAUUCCGCGACUUCUUCCGUAAAAUCAUCGAUUGGUGUAAGGCCAGCAAUCUUCAGGGUUAUGCGCCGAUCUGCUUAGGGCUCGAGGAUUUCUACCUUAGGCGGCUGUAUCUUCGUAUUCAGGACUGUUUUAACCGACCAAUAUCAAGUGCUCCUGAUGCAUGGUUUGAUGUGAUUGAGCGUGUCUCAAAUGACAAUAACAAGACCUUAAAGCGAACCACAAAGAUAAGUAGGUGUCUUAACUUGGGAUCAUACAAUUACCUUGGAUUUGCUGCUGCAGAUGAAUACUGUACACCCCGUGCGAUUGGGGCUUUGAAGAGGUUUUCUCCGAGCACGUGUAGUUCCCGUGUUGAUGGAGGCACCACAACAUUACAUACCAAACUGGAGGAGUAUGUUGCAAGCUUUGUUGGAAAGCCAGCAGCCAUAGUCUUUGGCAUGGGCUACGUGACAAACUCUGCCAUCCUUCCUGUCUUGGUUGGAAAGGGAGGGUUAAUUAUCAGUGACUCUCUGAACCACAACUCCAUUGUCAACGGUGCUCGUGGAUCAGGAGCCACCAUUCGGGUUUUCCAACAUAACACACCAUCCCACUUGGAGAGAGUUUUAAGAGAACAAAUUGCUGAUGGACAACCCAGAACACAUAGACCAUGGAAGAAGAUAAUUGUUGUUGUGGAGGGGAUAUACAGCAUGGAGGGUGAACUCUGCAAACUUCCAGAGAUUGUUGCCAUUUGCAAGAAAUAUAAGGCAUAUAUUUAUUUGGAUGAGGCUCACAGCAUUGGAGCAGUUGGGAAAACAGGAAGGGGUGUCUGUGAGCUUUUAGGAGUGGAUACAGCUGAUGUGGAUAUUAUGAUGGGAACUUUCACAAAAUCAUUUGGAUCAUGCGGUGGUUAUAUUGCAGGAUCUAAGGAUCUUAUUCAAUAUUUGAAGUACACUUGUCCUGCUCAUCUCUAUGCCACAUCAAUAUCACCUCCAGCUGCAGAACAAAUUAUUUCUGCCAUUAAGGUUCUGCUUGGGGAGGAUGGUUCUAGUAGAGGGGCUCAGAAACUUGCACGGAUACGGGAAAACAGCAAUUUUUUCAGGUCAGAACUACAGAAGAUGGGCUUUGAGGUCCUAGGAGACAAUGAUUCUCCUGUAAUGCCUAUAAUGCUCUACAAUCCAGCAAAAAUCCCUGCUUUUUCACGAGAGUGUCUGAAACAGAAUGUGGCUGUUGUGACAGUUGCGUUUCCAGCUACCCCUCUAUUGUUGGCUAGGGCACGCAUUUGCAUUUCUGCUUCUCAUACCAGGGAAGACCUUCUCAAAGCCUUAGAGGUGAUUGUCUAUCUAUAGAUUUCUUGUUAAUUUUCUUUUCCAUGCUGCUCG